AUGGUUUUUACAGAUGCGGAUAUGGCAGGUGAUCUCGAUCACAGGAAGUCUACCUCAAGUUGGUUGUUCACUUUUGCAUGGGGAGUAGUAUCUUGGCAGUCUAGGUUGCAGAAGCGUGUUGCUUUAUCUACAACAGAGGAAGAAUAUAUUGCAUCUGCAGAAGCCUGUAAAGAAAUGAUUUGGAUAAAACACAUUGAUGUGAGAUAUCAUUGGCUUAGAGAAGCUGUUGAGAAAGAGGAACUGAUGUUACAGAAGAUUCACACAGAUGAAAAACCAGCAGGUUUUAACGAAUACCGUUUUCAGAUAGAAGACCGAAGAGAGAAAGCUUCAAAGGAAAAAGAAGCCGGAAAAGAACCCACCAACUCGUGCAAUGGCGAAAUCAAAACCCAAGCAUCUCUCCUACAUCUCCGUCCCCUCCCCGAUCAUCCCACUCCACAACCUCCUCAUCUCCCCCAAGAAGUCAUCGCGUCCGUCACCGCCUCUUCCGAUCACCGAAGCUCUACCUCCCUCCUCAUCCUCUCUUCCUCUACGGCUCUUGAUCAUCGAGCUCAAGCUCGACCCCGUCCGCUUCUCCCCGAUCCCUGCUCAAAACCCCAAAUUUCGUCGUCGUCUGCGGUAACGCUACCGGUCGCCGGGCUCGAAGAAGAACCGGAGGGGGAGUUUUGGAGGCAGCCAGAGGGGUACGGUUACCGACCGUGCUUGGGUUUCAGCGCGGUGUAUCGACAAGCGAGCAAAGGGAUGAUGGGGGAUCGGAGGAAGUAUUUGAUGGUGGUGGUGUCGGGAGGGAUGAAUCAGCAGAGGAAUCAGAUUGUUGACGCGGUGGUGAUCGCGAGGAUCUUGGGGGCUGCGCUCGUGGUGCCGAUCCUGCAAGUGAAUGUGAUUUGGGGAGAUGAGAGUGAGUUCUCUGAUAUAUUUGACUUGGAACAUUUCAAAAGGGUGCUUGCUGAUGACGUUAGAGUAGUAUCUUCUCUGCCUUCAACCCAUCUGAUGUCAAGGCCAGUGGAGGAGAAGAGAACACCUCUCCAUGUAUCUCCUCGUUGGAUUCGCUCUAAAUACUUGAAGAGGCUUAACAAGGAAGGAGUUCUACUUCUUCGAGGUUUGGACUCCAGGCUCUCAAAGGACCUCCCUCUGGAUCUGCAGAAGCUCAGAUGCAAGGUUGCUUUCCAAGCUUUGAAGUUUGCAGCCCCCAUACAAGAAUUGGGAGAAAAGUUUGCAAUGAGGAUGCGAAGCAAGGGCCCAUACCUUGCGCUACAUUUGAGAAUGGAGAAGGAUGUCUGGGUUAGAACAGGUUGUCUCCCUGGGCUUAGCCAUGAGUACGACGUAAUCAUCCAUGAAGAGAGGAAGCUCAAACCAGAGCUCCUAACAGCUAGAUCCAACAUGACCUAUCAUGAACGCAAGCUUGCUGGACUCUGCCCAUUGAAUGCAGUGGAAGUCACUAGGCUGCUAAAAGCUCUGGAAGCCCCUAAAGAUGCAAGGAUAUACUGGGCCGGUGGAGAACCAUUUGGUGGCCCAGCUGCACUUCAGCCACUAACCAUGGAGUUCCCCAACUUCUACAACAAAGAGAAUCUGUCAUUGCCGGGAGAAUUGGAACCAUUUGCCAAAAAAGCUUCUUCUCUAGCUGCAAUAGAUUACAUAGUCUGUGAGAAAAGCAACGUAUUCAUGCCUUCUCAUGGAGGGAACAUGGGUCAUAUGAUUCAAGGUCACCGAGCAUUUGGAGGUCACAAGAAGUUCAUAACUCCUAACAAGAGGCAGAUGCUGCCCUAUUUUCUUGAUGACUCUCUUCCAGAAUCUGAGUUCAAUAGAAUCGUGAAGGAGUUGCAUCAGGGUUCUCUAGGACAGCCGGAGAUCAGAAAGGUUGGAAGGGACGUCACUGCUUACCCUGUUCCUGAAUGCAUGUGCAAUUCUACUGACACCAUAUCAGCAGUAUAAAGGAUUGACCUGAACAAUGUGGGAUUUGUUUUAUGAAGCGGGGUGAUCGAAUUGGAUCACUCACCAGAGGCUCUCAAGCUUAGAAAGAGUAUGAAAUUAUGAUUGUGAAGCUGCUCCUGGGCCGCUGGCAGCUGAAAUUUUGAGCUUCCGAGUGGUAGCUAUGAAUAUAUGCGGAGACAUUCAAUGAAGGGCCAACACGAUCACAUAUGAACGGUGGAACUGUUGCAUAUACCCGAGAUUCCUACUAUUUCUUAUACUUGCAUUGUUGUAUCUAAUUCUUUUUAACUUUCCUACAUAGGAUUAUUCUUUUGAACAGAUUCCUUGUAUCUGUAUGAUAUGUGUAUCCCACACUACGAAUGUAUAUAAUAUACUUCAUUUUUGAAUGUAAGAUGAGACAUUAUUGAUGCAGUUUA
Messenger RNA from Asparagus officinalis (garden asparagus), 2342 nucleotides. RefSeq lists its product as uncharacterized. Bases 1 to 1929 code for a protein of 642 amino acids. NCBI's taxonomy places the organism in Eukaryota, Viridiplantae, Streptophyta, Magnoliopsida, Asparagales, Asparagaceae. The transcript is spliced from 7 exons. Gene Ontology annotation, cellular component: cytoplasm. The record is from RefSeq and is a predicted model, not a curated record.